CGCUGGGGCCCGCCUGCCCGCCCCUUUAUCAGGGCCAUGGAGAAGGAAAACCGCUUUCACUUGUUCAUACCGCAGCGCCGGAACGCUGGGCAGGUGUCUGCUGGCAGAGGCCAGGGUUCUAACAAAUGCUCAGAUGAUGAUUUUAAGUUGCCAUCCAAUAUGUCGAACCGUGGUGAAAUCACUGAUUCAGAUACAAUUUCACAGCAAGUAAAACUUUGCUCUGAAGUAGAUGAAGAGAGUACAGAAACAAUGAAUGAAUUGUUCUCCAAACUCUACAAAGAGGCUGAGAAGAUCAAGCAGUGGGAACUGACUGUGGAAUCAGAACUAAACCAGAAAGAAAGAAAACUCCAAGAAAAUAGAAAGAUUAUUGAAGCACAGAAUAAAGCCAUUCAGGAACUGCAGUUUGAAAAUGAAAAACUCCGUUUGAAACUGGAAGAUGAGAUGUGUGAAAAUAAAGAUCUCUUGAAAGAAGCCACUGCUUUGAGGCAUCUAUGUAAUCUGCUCAAGGAAACCUACUCUCACUUCACAGAGAAGACCAGCAAAUAUGAACAGGAAAAAAAUGAAACAAGACAAUUGUAUGAGGAACUUCAUAGCGACAUAGAAAGAAUGACAGUGGCAUUUGAAGAGCUUCAUAUGCAAGCAGAGAGGGACAGACUGGAAAUGAGCAUCAAAUUAAAAGAAGAAGCAGAAAAGGUGGACAAGUUUGAAAAGGAAUGCAAACUGGAAGUCAGUCAGAAGGAAAAGCAGAUUUCAGCUCUUACCAUACAGAGAGAUGAAAAAGAUGGUGUAAUAGAAGACAUCAAGGCUCAGCUGAAGGCAUCAGAAAAUAAGAUUGCUGACUUAAUAGAAGCAAAAUUACGUGAAGAAGAAAUGUUGAAGGAAUCCCAGGCCAGUCAAGAACAUUUGAGGGCAGAGCUGGAAGAGGCUAAAAUUUCACUGCAAAAAGCAGAGGUUACUCAAAAGAACUUAGAAACAGAAUGCCAGACUACCGUGAAAACAUUAAUUCAGGUCACUGGAGAAAAGGAAGCACAGGAGGAAGAAUGUAAAAAAAUGGAAGCUUUGCUUGCAGCCCUGACAGAGGAGUUUGAGACUUCUACUGCCAAUUUGAAAAGCUUGCUGCAAAAGGAGCAAAAGAGAUUAAAGGAAUAUGAAGACAAGUCAAAGCUGCUUACCUUGGAGCUCCAAAAUAAGUCUGCUGAGCUGGAGGAGAUGACUAAAGUAAAAUGUGACAAAGAAGUGCAACUUGAAGAGCUGUCAGAAACUCUGGUAAAUGUUGGAGGACUUUUACUGAAGAAGGAUCUUGAGGCUACUGUAGAAAAUUUGCAGAGAGAGAAAAAUGUGGAGAGAGAAUCAAAACUUUUCCUUUUCCUUUUGCAGAAAGAAAUCCAUGAUUUGAAAGUACAGCUGACUAGUACAGCUGAAAAGGAACAAGAUUAUUUAAACCAGCUUUUGACCCUGAAAACAGAUCUUGAACAAGAAGAGUUGAAGAAUGAACAACUAACAGUGUAUCUCAAUAAGCUUUCACUAGAGAAAGAACAAAUAGCACAAGAGAAAAAUGGUGUGGCUGCAGAACUCAAGAGGCUGCAAGAAAAACAAGAGGAUAGUAAGAAAAAAGAAGAAAAUACAAAGCAGUUAGUUGAAAACCUAGAAGAGGCAAAUGGCCAGCUAAGAAGUGAACUGGAGUCUUUGAAGGAGAAAAUGGCAAAGACAGGUGAAGAGAUUAAAAGUAAACUGGAUGAAAGAGAAGAAAACGUUAAGGGUAUUGAAAAUGGAAUUUCAAUAAAAGAAAAGCAUUUGCAGAUUCUAGAAAAUAAGAUGAAUAGUUUAAAGAAACAGGUGGAAAAUAAAACUAAGCACAUUGAAGAGUUGCAGCAGGAGAAUAAGGUGCUAAAAAAGAAAAUUACUGCAGAAAGCAAGAAAAACAGUAUUUAUGAAGGGAAGGUGAAUAAAUUGCAGUUAGAGAUGGAAAACAUGAACAAAGAACAUAAGGAAACAGUUGACAUCUAUCAAAAAGACAUAGAAACAAGAAAAAUGAAUGAAAAUAAACUUCAUGAAGAGGUAGAAAAGUUGAGGUUGCUUUAUGAUGAAGCAACAAUGAUACAAAGAGAAACUGAUAUCAGAUGUCAGCAUAAGAUAACUGAAAUGGUGGCACUUAUGGAAAAGCACAAGAACGAAUAUGAUAAAGUGAUUGAAGAAAAAGAUGAAGAGUUAAAAGUAUAUAAAAUUAAACAGCAAAAGCAGUUUUCAUCAGAAAGAGCACUGGAAAAUGAGCUGUCAUAUUUGAAAAGUGAACUGUCAUCCCUUAAGGAACAACUGAAAGCAGAAAUUGAAGAGAAGGAGAAUCUUGUAAAAGAGCACUCUCAAAAGAUGAUUUCUGAAAGUGAAAAGAAACACAAGGUAACUUUAACUUUUUUUCCUGGGACUCCUAAACCUUGUUUAGGUCCAGACAGUGAAUCUAUUAAUGUAAAAAAUAGAAAGUCUCCAAAUUAUAUUCCUAUGGAAGUCAACAUGGUGGUAAAGAAAAAAGUGUCUCCUGUGGUACCUGCAGGAAGCCCCUUGGGCAGUUCAACAUUGAAGACAUAUAUUGUAAAGACUCCUCCAGUAGAUAAACUGCAAAGUGGAAGAAGCACAAACCUACCUUCAGAGGAGAGCACAAGGAAAAAGCAAAAAGUGCUUCUCCAGUUGGAUAGUCAGUCAGACAGCUCUGAGUACACUGACCUCCUGACCAUAGUCUCAGAAGAAGAAAUGUUUGAAAAUUUGUACAAAGAUUAUCCACAAGCUUCACAAUUACAUUCCACAGCACCAAAAAAGACACCAACUUCAUCCAAUGUGAAAUCUCCAGGCUCUUCACUGAGAUUCAAAACAAUGAGGAGAACGCGCCAGGCGGACUGGACUGCGGUUUCCAAAAUGGACAGGAAAAGAAAAAUUAAAGAAGCUGCAAAGUUCUUUACUUAAAAUGCAGAAAUCCCCAGUGCCUGGGCAUUGCUUAUGGGUGCCACCAUAGGGGUGUUAUUCUCUCAGAGUCAGUACUUUGUUGCAUUUUUCUGUCAUACCCAGUGCGUUGAAUUCUAUGUUCAUUUCCUUUACACAUAUAAACUUUAUAGCUCUAUAAAUACAUCCCCCUGCAGAGUAUUUUCCACCUUUCCUCCCUUCUGCUGGAAAAUGUUGGGACACAAAUUUGCCAAUUUUAAAUUUUGAAAGAAAUAUAACUACAUAGAAAGUUGUUUCAAAGCUGUUUCUGGCAUUAGAAAUUCCGGUUUUAAAGAACUUCUGUUCUUUUAAAUUUACUCUGUUUUUGUUAACACAUAAUACUUAGUGAAAGAAAUGUAGCUUUUAAAUGUAUGCACUUUUACCUGAAA
Molecule: messenger RNA, 3359 nt
Organism: Poecile atricapillus (Black-capped chickadee)
Lineage: Eukaryota; Metazoa; Chordata; Aves; Passeriformes; Paridae
Product: synaptonemal complex protein 1-like
Exons: 32
Coding region: 37-2955 (972 amino acids)
Biological process (GO): chiasma assembly; lateral element assembly; meiotic DNA repair synthesis
Cellular component (GO): synaptonemal complex; transverse filament; central element
Molecular function (GO): double-stranded DNA binding
Source: RefSeq, a predicted model, not a curated record